AUGACGAUCAACACUGUGUCUUUGACCAAGGCUCACACAUUGAUAAAAAUGGUGAUGGUGGUAGUCAUAGCAAUGAUGCUGAUAGUGACGGUGACAGUAAAUGUCAGUGGACCUAGUGAUGGCCACGCCCCCCAUCUUGCCCCCAGGCCCGAUGGCCCAGUCACCCUUUCCACAAAGGUUCGCCCCGCCCCUCCGGACCUGGGCCACACCCCCACCCGCCCCGCCCCCUCACGCCCCGCCCUCUUAGAGGCGCGGACCGCGGAGCCCCGCGCCUUUUGUGUGGAGCUUCGCUGCGGCGCGCGCCCAUUCCCUCCGCGGCCGCCGACCGAGGGGCGUCGGCGCGCGCAGUCUCCUCGGCGGGCGGAGGGGCCCUCCGGCCCGCGUGCACCCCGCACCCCAUCCUCCGGCCGCCGCCCCGAGGCUCGGGCGGACGCGCGCGCGCGCUCGCUCGCUCCCGCCCGCGAGACCCCGCCGCUCGCCCCCUCCCCCGGCCCGUCGGCGGGCGGGCCGGACGCGCACGCGCCGGCCCGGGCACGCGCGCCCGCCAAGAUGGCAGGGGCCGGGGCCCAGCUGUCAGUCGCCGCCGCCGCCGCCGCCGCGGCCGCGCUGCCUCGCAGCUAG
Messenger RNA from Mus pahari (shrew mouse), 621 nucleotides. Its product is annotated as predicted GPI-anchored protein 58. The coding region runs from base 1 to 621 and encodes 206 amino acids. NCBI's taxonomy places the organism in Eukaryota, Metazoa, Chordata, Mammalia, Rodentia, Muridae. The transcript is spliced from 2 exons. The record is from RefSeq and is a predicted model, not a curated record.